Darwinula stevensoni is the source of this 3877-nucleotide messenger RNA. Lineage: Eukaryota; Metazoa; Arthropoda; Ostracoda; Podocopida; Darwinulidae. The record is from the annotation of a GenBank genome assembly.
GCCCUAGUAGGUUUGCGAUCUGUCUUGCUAUCUGUCUUGCUAUCUGCGGCAGCCGGCGGCAACGACCAGUCUCAUCACUCGCUGCAACGGCCACACCUUCCCCAUGCACCCCAAGCGUGAGACUAUGGAAGACGGAUAGAGGUCCGCGCUCCGAUCGGAGUUAGAAACGACGGAAGUCGAGCCUUCGCCGGAUCGCAGCGAGAAAAGGUUGAAUCCUACGAAUAAUAUAAUAUACUAUAAUAUAUUAUAUUGUAGUAUACGCGAACAGGAGUUCAUGUCUCAUUGAUGCACAUCAUCAUGAUGCACAUCUCAGACAUCAGCACGUCAUCAUGAUGCACAUCUCAGACAUCAGCACAUCAUGCAACCAAAUUUCGACGAACGGUGACAGCCGGAAGAGAGAGAGAAAAAGAAUCAUCAGAAGCCGCCGUCCUUUUCCCACGGUGUCCACACUGCGAAUAAUUUCCAGCCAACAAACCGCGGAAGGCGGCAAUGGACACGGCCGACAUGGCUCCCCAAAAUAAUUUAUUUAAAGCUUCGUCUUCAUGUAUCGCUUGCACGAUGCGCGCGCCGUUUCCCCGCUUUUUCAGGCGCAGGCGAGCAUCUAUCGCAGUCGCAGAUGAGAUAAGCCAUCAAGAGAACGAGGAGAAAAAAAAACUUCUUGGUCGAGAAGUCUAUUCGCGUUGCGGCUCUCGAGUCGCCCUCAUCGCUGUCGCAACAGUCGCAACGUGACACGAGUUGCUUGUUGACUUCAUGCGCAGUUGGCGGUGUAUUUUUUUUACGGACCCUGUGAUAUCUUGCUUUUAUUUAAUAUUUUCUUCUCAUAGAUUUUAUUUUUACAUUUUCCUUUGAAGCCUUAUCUAUCCGCUCGACGGGACUCGAAAGUCGGAAUUCUCCCCGCCAGAAGCCACCGCCCAACAUCCGCAGAAGCCCUCCCGCGUCCUCCCGACAUCCCGAUUCCCCGAGACGCCCUCUGAACCGUCUCGCCCGCCGAACCGUCUCGAUGGCCCUAUGGGAGGCGAUCCAGCGACUUCCGCACGAGACCUUCCUCCAGGUCCAGGCCCUCUACCUGGACCACUUCCCCAUCGAAGUCCGCCACUACCUCGCCCACUGGAUCGAGGAGCAGAAUUGGUCGGAGGUCGGCCCGGACGGUCCGGGACAGGAGAUGGCGAGCGCCCUGGUGAGCGCCCUCAUCCGGGAGCUGCAGCGGGUGCACGCGGCGAUGGACAGCGCCCACUUCGUCGCGAGGAAUAACCUCGCGGAAGCCAUCAACGACUUCUCCAGAUAUCAGCGGUGUCCGACGGCCCUGGUCCAAACGAUGCAGCACUGCUUGCGACAGGAGCUGCAACUCGUUCAGCAAUCUCAACAGAAUGGUGCAACUGAUCCAGGAUUCUGGGACCCUGAUCACAUGACCGACAUCCUUGAGAUGCAGAACAACCUGCGACAGAUGAAGGAGGUCGACCUCCGUCACUUGGAAGAAGAGCAGGAGAACUUCCACAUUCAAUACAACAAGUAUGAAAAUAUUAACAGGGCGCUGAAUUCCCUUCAAGGUCGUGAGGGGCAGCAAGGGGUGGAAGCAAAGGUCCUUUUGCUUCAAAACCAGAAUGCAGAGAUGCAGCAAAACCUUAAGAUGAAAUUUGCUGCCAUUGAGGAGACCCGCAAAGCGUAUUGGCAGAAGCAGCUGACCAACUUCCAGCGCUUGCAGGCCCUGCAGGAGGUGGUGGAGAGUGAAUUGGUCAUGUAUAAGAGGGAGCAGCAGCUCGCCGGGAACGGAACUCCAAUUACUCGCAGUUUGGAUAAAAUUCAGUCUUGGUUUGAAAGAUUGUUCGAAAGCAUCUGGGAGAUGCGGCAGCAGAUCACUACAUUCCAACGGCUGCGAGAGAGCUCUAAGUUUCAGUUCAACGACCAAGUCAUCCAGGUUGACUCGCUGGCAUCGGAAGUCACCAAGCUGCUCUCCACCCUCAUCACCAAGGCGUUUGUGAUUGAGAAUCAGCCGCCGCAAGUGGUGAAAACAUGCACCAAGUUCGCAGCCUCGGUCCGCUUGCUGGUCGGGGGGAAGCUCAAUAUUCACAUGAUUUCUCCUCAGGUGACGGCGAGCAUCGUCAGCGAGGCACAGGCGAGGCAACUCUACCAACGAGAUAACUCCCAAACUUCCCGCAUCCACACCUGCGGAGAGAUCCUCAACAAUAAGGGAACCAUAGAGUACCACCCGAGUAGCCGCCAGCUCAUUGCCUCCUUCAGAUGCAUGCAGCUGCCUAAGAUCAAGCGAACUGAGAAGAAGGGAAACGAAUGUGUGGUGAUGGACAAGAAGUUCGCUCUCCUCUUCCAGACAUCCUUCAAAAUCGCUGGAGAGGUCCCUGUAGAGGCGUGGACGCUAUCCCUCCCCAUAGCCGUGAUCGUCAAUGUGUCCCAAGAGCCGAACGCGUGGGCCACGGUCAGCUGGGACAACGCAGUCGCCGAAGAGGGCCGCGCUCCUUUUGACGUCCCGGACCAUGCCCCUUGGCCUAAGGUGGCCGAGAUGCUCAAUGCCAAGUUCAUGUCGGCGUGCGGGCGCCCCCUCACGGAAGACAACCUGAAGGUUCUUGCUGCGAAGGCAUUCGGGAGCCAUACACCACAAGACUACAACAGCCUCUCCCUGACAUGGAGCCAGUUCUGCAAGGAGCCCCUACAUAACCGCAGCUUUACCUUCUGGGAGUGGUUCUACCAGAUCCUGAAGCUGACGCAAGGGGACCUCCGCCACCUCUGGAACGACGGGUUGAUCCUGGGAUUCAUCGGGAGGGAGCAGACGAGGGAGGUUCUCCAGCGAUGUCGGCCUGGGACGUUUCUUCUCAGAUUUUCGGACUCGGAGCUCGGCGGCAUCAGCAUAUCCACAAUCACCAGUUCGUCUGGAUGCAGCGGGGAAGAGUGCAUGGCAGUACAAAGCAUCAAGCCGUGGACCCAUAAAGACCUGAAGAUGCGCAGCCUCCCCGACCGAAUCCGCGACAUCAGUCGCCUCACGCUCCUCUACAAGGACAUCCCCAAGGACGUCCACAAGGACAUCCCCAAGGACGUCCACAAGGACAUCCACAAGGACGUCCACAAGGACGAGGUCUUCGGGAAGUACUACACCCCCGUCCAGGCGGAGUCGCCUCCGAACGGGUACAUCACGCCCGUGCUCCUCACGUUCGUCCCGGAGCUGGCUGGGCAGAGUCCUUCGAGUUCCUUCCCGACGUCAUAUCCACAGGGCGCCCUGACAACACCAGAUGAUACAGCCCGACCGAUACACCCGACCGAUGAGACAAGAACCGAUGGAAUGCUAACGUUCGACGAUCAGUUCGAAGACGACCUAGAUAUCGACAUCGACCUAGUCUUCGAAGAUAUUCUGCCGGACCUGACCAGAAACAUGAGGGAGUUCCAGAACUUGUUCAACCUCACUGGUAUCACCGGAGCGCAAGGAUGAUAUUCAGCCGGGAAGGGCGAGGGGCGCUCGGGUCGGUCGCUCCAGUCCUGUCAUUGCCGGGUCAUUCGUCCACCAUGUGUGUUAUUCGUAUUUCGUGACUUUGAAAGGAUGGGUUGAUUAAUUUGCCAGAUCGUGUGAUUACUUAAUGUACCUGAGUGAUUAGUGUACCUGACCCAUUUUGAUUCAUGCCCAUACCCAUGUGUUCGUUUAGUCAUACCGUAUCUUCAUCAUGACAUUCUUUUACGUGGCUGUAUACGGUGAUAUGUAUUGAUCAGGUUGAUCUAGCUGGUACCAGAGCAUUCAUCUGAAGAUUCUAUGGAAUCGUUGAUUUUUCAUCUAUACUUGGAUUUCACAGUCUAUUCCUGUGCUUUCCUGUUUUUUUUUGCUGGAAGUUUGGGGCUUCUUUCCAUGGUGAUAAAUUCAGCACAUUUUCCACAUGAA